Trichoplax adhaerens is the source of this 630-nucleotide messenger RNA. RefSeq lists its product as uncharacterized. The record is from RefSeq and is a predicted model, not a curated record. The coding region runs from base 1 to 630 and encodes 209 amino acids. The transcript has 9 exons. Lineage: Eukaryota; Metazoa; Placozoa; Uniplacotomia; Trichoplacea; Trichoplacidae.
AUGGAUAAGAAAGAAAAUGAGAGCUUAUCUAGCCGAGAAUUAGAAACACUUAAAAAGAUUAAAAAGACACAAAUGGAUGAUUACUUGAAGGGAACAGUAUCUGGAUCAGUAACGGCUUCUGAUCGGCUAAUGAAAGAAUUAAAAGAUGUUUACCAGUCAGCUGCAUAUAAAAAUGGAACGUACACUCUAGAACUUGUUAAUGAUAGCUUGUAUGAGUGGAAUGUUAAGAUUCUAAGAGUUGACCCAGAUAGCCAUUUAUGUAGCGACUUGAAGAAGUUAAAGAAAAAGCUGAAGUACUCCCAUAUUUUAUUAAAUUUUACCUUUAAGGACUCUUACCCGCUUCAUCCUCCAUUUGUUCGUGUGGUCGAGCCUAUAGUUACUGGAGGGUACGUUAUGACCGGUGGAGCAAUUUGUAUGGAACUUCUUACACCGCAGGGAUGGAGCAGCGUCUAUACAGUUGAUGCCAUUAUUAUACAGAUUGCUGCGACGCUGGUGCAAGGCAAAGCUCGCAUUGAUUUUUCAGCCCCGGCGAAUUCCUAUAGCUAUUUUAGAGCGCAAAGUUCUUUCCAAUCCAUGGUUAAAUUGCAUGGGAAGAACGGAUGGUAUACUCCUCCAAAAUCUGAAGGAUAA